UAGAGCCGUAUCGUCUUGAAUCUGUUCAUUCUUCCAUACACUUAUCGUGUGUACGGACGUCCGUUAUCAUAAACUCGAAUUAAUCACAGCAGCAGGACUGCAGAAUUUUUAUAAGUAUCAAACUGUGGUGAAAUUAUAUAAGUGAUAUUUUAUAAUAAUACAAUAAUAUAUAACAAUGGAAGAAACGGCGGCAUUGAUCAAAUCAUGCAUAAUUUCGAAGAAAGGAGGUAUACCGAUGAAUGAUUUAAACGAUGAGUUUCAAAAUCUGGUCGGAGAAUUCAUUCCUUAUCGUAGAUUGGGAUUUUCGAAUCUCCGUGCAUUUUUACGAACCAUAGAUGGCUUGGAGACAACUAGGAACGAAUUUGGCGAACAGGUGUUAAAGAUAAACGAUUCUAAGAUUGCUCAUAUCGAUAGACUCAUACGCUAUCAAAAGGUCGACUAUUCGAAAACAAGAAAUAAAUACUAUAAACAUUUUGCACAUCGCAAGAACAAUGCUGAAUAUAAUGAUGAGCUUAGGCAAAGAAACAGAACAGCGUAUAAUGCUAAUCGUGCCAAUAGAUGGAUUCAAGAUCUCGGUUGUCGUCGUGAUUUGCACUUGUUAAAAACCAGUAGCUUUAAUGAAAAUAACAGUUUCUCAUACGAAGAAGAGAAUCAUCGUCCGAUGGUAAUAAAAAUGAAUGAAACGAAGCAAACUAAUAGCAUACAUGAACCUAUUGCAAACGGCCAACAAUUACUUGGCGAUGAUUUUUUCCUGCAACUCGCAAUACGAAAUCUUCAUCUUCCUAUUUGGAGAUAUAAAGAUAAUUUAGCCUUAAACUGUGGUUUGUGCAUCUCUGGCCAAACUAUAAGCGAUUGUACUCGGGCUUUGAGGAAUAUUAACACCAUUUCCAAUCGUGUCGUGAUUUUGCUUGGUUCAGUCGAUGUCUACAACAGCGCCACUUGCGAGGAAAUGAUAUACGAUAUGACGGAACUCUUGCAAGUUCUCCGGUCCAAAUUUCAUCUCUCAAACUCGGCUAUCACCAUCUGCACAAUUCCACCCCUGGCCAAUCUCGGCAUUUAUGCUUAUAAGAAACAAAGCUUGGCGUUAUUUUGCUUCAAUAAUUGGAUCAGAUCUCUGGCUGACGAUGCAUGUAGAAGAGGCGGCACUUUCGAAAGCUAUCCGAUAAUAGAUCUGUUCGAAAGCUUCUGCAACGAAACGUAUGUCACGGAAUACGAUUGGUUUCAAACGCAAGCACGCAGAGUGUCUGGAACCAAACAUUCCUAUGUACUGUGGAACAAUAAAGGACGUAAGCAAGCGAUGAGCCUCAUCUGCAAAAAGGAAGGUACGGAACGCUCCAGAAGUCCCAACUCAUUGCAGAUGCAAUGAGAAUAAAUAGGGAACUUCCAUUGUGUGCGGAUCGCGUAUAAUGAAAAAAGCAGGACGAUACACUGCGGAAGACCUUAUUCGUCUUUCAUGACGACAGCUGUUUCGAGGAUCCUCUCCGGGGUGUAUCCUCCUGCUUUCUUCGUAAAUACGCGUGCUAAAUCCAAUUUAUGUUUAUAUAUUAAUAAUGUAUUGUACAUAGAACGCAGAAAAAUUUCCGCACUGUCGACAUACAUGUAAACACAGGUUAAAUCGCUUUAUCGCGUUCAGUUAAACGACUUCUGUGUAAGAGACUAAUUUAAGAAAAAGAAAGCAGGCUUUACUUUAUUUCAAAGAUUAGUGUAAAGCAGCAGAGCAAAGCAGUUUCAGACUCUAUACAAGUUUUUCAGGAAUAUAUAUGUAAUUUAAAAAGCUUUAUCUUUCAAUGCAUUUUGAUAUUAUCGGUCAUUAUAUAAUUUUGCUUGUUCGCGUUUCGAGAAAACAAAUGCGGAUACAAAUCUCUUAUUUGUUUAAUUAUUAAAGGAUUAAAUUAUUUUGAAUUGUAAACGUCCGCUUCACGGUAUGCGGAAGGUUUAAAUAGAAGAUACACAACAAGCUCGUAUUUAAGUAUAUCAGAAAAGUAUAGUGCAUUUUUUAAUUAAAUGCGGGUAAUUAAAAAAUGGCACGCAUACUUUUUUUGAGAAUUGUACGGGCGAACUUUAACAACUUUCCAUGCUGUGCGAAAAAUUAAUUUUUUUUUAAAUAAUUUUUUACACAUACAUUUAAUUUGUUAUCGACAUAUUUGAUAGUAAUUAUUAAAAAAGCUCUUUUUCUAUAAACUUAACUUUUAAUAUCAAUUAAUGAUAUAAAAGAUUCAAAAAUUUAUAUUAAUUAAUAACAUAAAAUAUAGUUAGAUAAAUUUAUUUAUUUAACUAAUUUAUUAGUUAUAGAGUAUUUCUCGAAAUAUAUUUAAAAAUUAUUAUUAAAUUUGAGAAAAUUUAUCCGUUUUUAAUGUGAAUAAACUAACAACCGUAUUUCAUGAAACACGAUCAAACAAAAUUUUAUAAUUAAAUAUAAUUAAAUAUAAUUGUGUUUAAUAGAAACUUCUCCAGAGAGAUUAAGUUAUGAAAAAAAAUUAAAUAUUUAUAAGUGUUAUAAAAAGUUAAGUGUGUGCGUAAUCUCUUAGCAUGUGUAUUUAAAUUAUUUAAUUAUUAUAAUAAUUUAAAUUAUUAAUUUUAAACAGUAAAAUUAAAUUAUUUAAUGUUGUGUAAUUAUUAUUACAGUUUUUGUAAGUCUAAAUUGCGAAGAAAAUUGUUAGAAUAAGCAAAAUAAUUGAUUUUUAAAAUCAAUCUUUUUUUUUUAUUAAAGUUUAAAAAUAUUCUCUAUAAUUUAUAAAUAUUGCUAAUUCAGAGUUUAUGGUUCAAAAAACGAAAAUGUAGAGUUUUCAAAUUAAUCUUAAACAUUAGGAAUGAAUGCGAGAAGUAUUUUUUAACGGAAACAAUGCGGAGGGCUUAUUAAUAUAUUAAGACGUGCAAUUAGAACAAUUGUGAUAAUAAUUGCGAUAAAUGUUAUAAAUAAUAAUAAGAUAUGAUAGCAAUGUACAUUCUCUUUAAGAUAUUAAGGGCCAUUAAUAACAAUAAUAAUACACUGCUGGUUAUUAAAAUUACAACACUAUAUAUCUAUAUUUAUAUAUACUGUGUUGCAAUUUUAAUGGCCAGCAGUGUAAUAUUAAUAAUAAAAAUAAUAAAUAUAACAUAAAUCAUAGACAUAUGUAUAAAUAUAGAAAUAUAGGGACGUGUCGAAUUUGUAAUUAUAAAGUAUUGCGCGUAUUGUGAUCAAUAAAUCAUCAAUACACAUA
Cataglyphis hispanica is the source of this 3200-nucleotide messenger RNA. RefSeq lists its product as uncharacterized. The record is from RefSeq and is a predicted model, not a curated record. Lineage: Eukaryota; Metazoa; Arthropoda; Insecta; Hymenoptera; Formicidae.